AUGGGGAGCAAUGAUAGCUUUCCUGUCACCCUGGACAAUCCCUCCCUACUCGAGUCCCGGGGAUUAAUUGCAGGAACCUGGCGAACUGCCAAAGACGGGAAGAACUUCCCCGUCUAUGAACCCUCCACUGGCACAGUUCUAUACUCCUGCUCGGAUUUCUCUCGUGAAGACUUGACCGAAGCUAUUGAAAGUGCCUCGAACGGCUACCGAGUGUAUUAUGAAACGACUACCGCAGCAGAAAGGGCGGAUAUCCUUCGAGCAUGGUAUCAUUUACUACAGGAGAACCUCAAUGAUCUCGCUCUGAUCCUUUCCCUUGAAAAUGGCAAGACCUUGGAAGAAGCAAAAGGCGAAAUAUCCUACGCCUCUUCCUUCAUCCUCUGGUUCGCCGAGGAGGCCGUCCGCUCAUACGGAGACGUCAUCCCUUCCGCCAAACAUGAUCGAACGGUUUUCACACUGAAGGAACCCAUUGGUGUAUGUGGGAUCAUCACUCCGUGGAAUUUCCCAGCCGCCAUGAUCACGCGCAAGGUUGCACCUGCCCUGGCAGCAGGAUGCGCAGUAGUAAUCAAGCCUCCCAGUGAAACCCCAUUUACUGCUCUUGCUCUGGCAAGAUUGGCCGUUCAAGCGGGUGUACCCCCAUCUUGUAUCCAGGUUGUUCCGACGAAAGAUCGAAGUGCGUCUUUGGAACUUGCUACUCAUCCGGAUGUGCGGAAAAUCAGCUUUACUGGGUCGACGAAUGUUGGGAAGAUGUUGACUGAGCUGGCGGCUGGGACUUUGAAGAAGGUUAGCAUGGAGCUUGGGGGGAAUGCACCGUUCAUUGUUUUCGAGGAUGCCGAUUUGGACAAGGCUGUUGAUGGAGCUCUGGUGUGCAAGUUCCGCUCCUCUGGUCAGACUUGUGUGUGCGCCAAUCGGAUAUUUGUCCAUGAACGCGUGUUGGAGGAUUUUACCAGCAGACUGGUGAAAAGAGUGCAAGCACUGAAGCUCGGACGCGGUAUUGACGUUGGAACAACCCAAGGACCCCUGGUCAAUAAGGCUGCCGUCGAAAAGAUUCAGUCACAUGUCCACGAUGCUAUAGUGAAGGGGGCAAUCCUCCGAACAGGAGGCCGACAGCCGAGGAAUUUGCAAAACGGAUACUUCUAUGAGCCCACCAUCCUCACCAACGUGGCCACGGAUAUGGCAGUCAGCUCUGAAGAGACUUUUGGACCUCUGGCGGCGAUUUUCUCGUUCAGUAGCGAGAAAGAAGUCGUUCAGAAGGCAAAUGCCACAGAGUUCGGGUUGGCGGGUUACUUCUUCAGCGAGAGCCUGGAACGCGUGUUCCGGGUGGCCGGUCAACUUGAGUGUGGAAUGAUUGGUGUCAAUACAGGCUAUAUCAGUGCUGUUGAGACGCCCUUCGGAGGAAUCAAAGAAAGUGGCUUGGGGACUGAGGGAAGUAAGUAUGGCCUGGCUGAGUACCAAAAUGUCAAAUCUGUGACGAUUGGAAAUUUGAACCUCAGUCCUGGAGGUGGGCUUUAG
Penicillium soppii is the source of this 1509-nucleotide messenger RNA. RefSeq names its product NAD-dependent succinate-semialdehyde dehydrogenase. Gene Ontology annotation, molecular function: succinate-semialdehyde dehydrogenase (NAD+) activity. NCBI's taxonomy places the organism in Eukaryota, Fungi, Ascomycota, Eurotiomycetes, Eurotiales, Aspergillaceae. The transcript is spliced from 3 exons. Bases 1 to 1509 code for a protein of 502 amino acids. The record is from RefSeq and is a predicted model, not a curated record.